Porites evermanni is the source of this 8825-nucleotide messenger RNA. Lineage: Eukaryota; Metazoa; Cnidaria; Anthozoa; Scleractinia; Poritidae. The record is from the annotation of a GenBank genome assembly.
AUGAUCUACUUUGCGAGGUCUUUCUCUGUUAGGAAUUCAACUUGUAAGCCUCCAUGGAAAAUUUUGUUUUUUGGAACUGAUCGAUUUGCGGUACACCCACUGAAAGCGUUGAUUGAAAAUGAAAGGUAAUAAUGUAGUUUUGAAAUUUGAGGAAAUGGACCUCUAGUCAGUUUCGCCGAGUUCGCUAUGGGUCAUAUAAUUAUUUGCAAAGAUAAGCACGUGUACUUUAGUCUGUCUGUUACUUGAGUAGCAUUCGAUUUAAUACCUCAGGGAAUCAAUAGUUUUCUAACAGGAAGUUCGAGUUCACGCUAACUUGAGACCCAUUUAUACAUACUGUAGGCGUCUAUUUAGGCGUCUUGCGUGAUGGUAACCCCGUUGCAGGACUAUAAAUUUUUGAGUAAAGGUUGAAUAAAGGCCGGAGCUUUUUUUAGAACGAUCUUUGAUGCAUGCUCGUGACAUAAAAGCUUAAGCUUACAUUUAUUGGGGUCAUCCAUUUAAUAUUCUCCUCUCCCUGUGGAGAAAAUGGGGACAAAUUAUGAGUUUCAUCAACUCAAAAACAAAGUUAAAUGCGGCAACAACUCCUCCCGUUCAAGAAAAGGGACACGUGCUCGCCAGAGAUCCGGCUGCCCCCUUACAAUUCCUAAUUCCCCCAGUCUUUUAUGAGCCUUCAGUGUUCAAUGAAAUGUUCCUGCCCCUUAUUUGCUUAGUAAAGGUUUCCCAUCGUGCCAAAAAUAGUGUGACAAAAAUCAGUUGAAACCUCUUUUUUUUAUUAUUUUAUAGCAGAUAGCAGUUGACUUCUCAGUCUUAGGAGAGGUGGGGUGGGGGCAGGUGUAAACUGCAAGCAGUCCCUCAGUGAAUCAUUAUGGUAAUUUGAUCAUAAGUGUAAAGGAUUAGAGUUUCUGGUUUAUAGUUAGUUUGGUAGGAUUUUGUCAUCUAGUCUAGAAUAGUAUGGCAAAAUUGCACUUGAACAUGGUCUGGUGCAGUUCAUCAUGGUUUUGGGGGAGUGGGGGCUUUUGCCACACCCAAAAAUUAUUUUUGUACUGCUCAGACUUCUGAAGCAGGUAUUUUUUUUAUUUAUUUUUCACAACCAGCAUUGCAUUAAUUUCUCAAUGAUUUACCACAUCUGAGUUGAUUGGUUUUUGAUUCUAAUAAUAGAUUUUUGUUUUAGAACUUCAGGUUCCAUUGUAAAACUGCUUGAUGUAGUCUGCCCUCCUGAAAGAAGAAGGGUCAUUAAGGUUUGUUUAAAGUUUGAAUGACCAAAUAGAGAAAAAAAAAACCAUAAAAAAAUUCUUUUUGUGUUCCUGCUUUAUGAUUCCCGUUUCUUUUCACAAUCUAUUAUCAAUGCAGUUAAGUUUAUUUGUUUUAUCCUGUAUACUUGUCUACAGGUAUCUUUAAGCUUUGGAUCUGAUUUUUAUUUUUCAACAGAAACAACAAAAUGGUGAUGCCUUAGACACAGCAAGAGAAUUUUCUUUAAAACACAACAUUCCUGUUCACUACUGGACUGGAAAGGAGGGAUGGGAACCUCAGGAUGGGUAAGAUUUGCAUUGGACUAGCAAAAGUAACUUCUUUGCACUGGAGUAAAAUUUAAUGGUACAUGACAAAUUAUUAUUAUUAUAAUUACCUGCAUUGCUUAGCACAUUUUCUUGCUUCUUGAGUGGGGGUCAGAAGGUACUAUACAGUUAGGAAACUACCAAUUUUAUUUUAAGCACUUUUAUCAAUCAAACCAGGAAGAAAAAAGAAAGAGGAAGCAAGAAGUUUUACUGACACUGUAAAAGGAGAACAUUUGCCUACUGCUUUACCCAAGAUAGCAGGGGCUAAUAUAGGCAAGGACGAAACAUCUCAUCCCUUGCAGCGAAAACUUUGUAGGUCAAAACAGUUUCAAUUAGUGGCAACAAAAUCAUUGAGACACUGUCCUCAAACAGGGUAACUUAGGAGAACAAAACAGUCCAUUCAUUGGUUAUGUACUUUUAUGGACAUUUCCAUUGAAAUAACCACGUGGAUAUUUUGUUUUUAUUGGUUCUGAUUCGGUAGUUUGUUGUAUUGUCCACAUCGACAUAUUUACAUGACAUCAUGUAUUCUUUGCCUUCAUUGCACUGAAAACUGGUGUAAAAUAUUCAGUCACAUGUAUUUUUGAUGGUCUGAUAUUAUUCUGAUUCCUUUUUAGACCAACUGGUCCAUUUGAUAUUGGAGUUGUUGCAUCAUUUGGUUACUUGAUACCAAAUCAUGUCCUGGAUAUGUUUCCAUGGUAAGUAUAUACAAAAAUAAUAAUAUGGUGUUCAACUUGUCAGGUACUCGGGUGUAAAUGUGACAGGGAAACUGCAAAUCAGUUUAAAGUGUGAAACCUGUUAGCCCAGACUACAUUUUGAAACUUUUCAUGUUUACAAACAUAAUACCCCUUUGCAGGCAAAUUUUUAUAUUUGGAUAUCCUGUUCUGGAUGAUAAGUCCCAAAAUGAGCACCCCUUGGACAGAGCAUAGUUUACCCAUAUGGUAGACACGUACCAUAUGUUCCAAAAGGCACUCUGCUUCAAAUAUGUACCCUGCUUCAAAUUAUUGCCCCCAUUGAGGCAAAAAAUGAUAAUUUAAUACUCCUUGAAAUUCACACCCCCACUAACCCUCUCCUAAGAAAGAAAAAUCACUGAAUACACAGUCUAAAAGUUCCAUAUGAGAACUUAAAAUGGGGGACAUUAGAGAAAACUGGACUCAUUAAAAAGUGAUAACACACAGAUUUGGUUUUCUUCUUAUAGUUACAGUCUUGUUUACAGUUACUGUUUGUUUUACAUGUACUGGCAAUAAGACAAUGUUAUUUUGAGGCCAAAAUUGGAAAAAUGAAAAAAUCUGGCCCUUUAAAUAAGCCCUCUCCUCCAUCCCACCUUCAAAUAUGUGCCCUCCUCUUGACUCACAAAAUUUGAUAAGCAUCCAAGCAGCUAAUGUGAGCUUUUACAGUACUAGGUACUCUUUGAUCAAUGAGUUUAGUAAACACCUAUACAGUGGAAUAAACUUGCGUUUACACAUACAUGUACUUUUUUUUCUUUUUAGUGGUGCCAUAAACAUUCAUCCAUCUCUUCUACCUCAGUGGAAAGGUGCUGCUCCUAUGUCACAUGCGAUCCUGAGUGGAGCAAAGGAAACAGGAGUAUCCAUUGUUGAAGUUUCCAGAGACAGGUGUGUUCAACACUGUGAUUAGGUCUAUAAUGAAUCAUGAGUGCUGUACCAGUGUGCCUGUCAAUUGAUUUAAACAGGAUUUGUUGACGGUAUGUGUACCUGAGGAAAAAAAAAUUUGAUGCGCUAAGAUACAACUGUAUAUGUUACACUGGUUAAAAUUAAAAUUCCAAAAUAAACUAUUCAGGUUAAGAUUUUUUAACCUAGGUUGAUUCUCAUCUUCCUUUGUCUCUUAAGGUGACUCGACCCAGUUUUUUUUGGGGGGUACCAUCCUACUUUGAAGCUCUCUGGUAUCCCCACCUUUACUUUUAUCGUAAGUCUAACACAUAGAAUGGAUAACAUAUAGAUCAAUCUACAAUAUAACAUAAAUUUUUUGGCGAUCGGAGUAAAUGUCAUGUGGUUAUAAUGCCAGGCCCCUUUGAGACCUGUCUGAGUCGAAAAUCUGCAGUUGCCGGCAUUUUUUCGUGAAAAUCUCUCGGCUACACAUAGUGCGCAUUAGUGCCUUACGCUGAACAGAGUUUCACCAAAAUCGCAAAGACCCAAUUCGAGAAAUUCAGCGGUUUCCAAAUUUAGGUCAUAAUUUAUGCGAAAAUGAUAAGCAAACUUUACACGGAUUAUAUCUAAUAAACUAUGAGAUUCAUCUCUUUAUUUUGGGCAUCGUUAUAACAGAUGGGUCCUUGCAAGUCAGCAAAACGCUUUAGGGCCUUGUAAAUGCGCGCGAUUUCGAGCAAAGCAAACAUAUAGAAAUUAUAGUUUUCGCUAUUUGUUGACGUUUGUCAGCGUUUAAGAGUCCUUCUCACGAAAAAAGCAUUUUCUUAAAAAUUCGUAGUUUUUUUUCCUUCAAAUUUUUUCAGGGCCACUAUUGAUUAACUAACUACCCGGACUCUGAAUCUCAUGGUCAUUGAAAAACUGUGACAUUAUCUUCUAUAAGCCCAAACUUGAGUAAACAUUGAAGAUUUUUAGCGUUUUGGCUGAGUUUGUGCUUUGGGAGUUGUCUAUUGUUUCUUGUCUGUCAUUAUACAGCAUUCUUGUUCAGCACGCGUGCAAUGACCACGCUUGGCUGAUCAUUUAUUAGUUAAUAGGUUCUCUUAAUUAUAUUGUUAAGUGUCCCCAAUUAUUAGUAGAGGGGUAUUACCCUUGGCUAGCUACUUUGACAGGUUAAUAAAGUUUUUGAUCGAUUGAUUGAUUAACUGAUUGACAUUAUGGUGAUGAUAACGUUUUUAAUAAUAGUUAUGAUGAUGAUGGCGAUGACAAUGAUGAUGAUAGUAAUGUUGAUAUAAUUAUGAUGAUGAUGAUGAUGAUCAAUUAAUAUUUUUCAUAUGCCUUGUUGUUUAACUCACCUUUGCAAUCCUUCCAGGUUUCAAUACAUUAAACCCCAAAAAUGUACCAAAAGUAAGAAUGUUAUUUGAAUUAGCUAGCCUAAGGGUAUUUCAAUUUUAGACAACCAUUUCAUUUUGAUCAUUAGAUUUGAUGCUGGACAAAAUUUGCUUCAGGAGAAGUACAAGGUUUGGAGACCUUUAUCUAUCUAUCAAAAUAUUGCUAACUAGUGAAUGUUUUUUUAGCCUGCAUAGCUCAAAUUUUCGAGUUUUGUUCUCUUGUCCUGCUUAAUUUUUAGACUGUUAACUAGAAUGUUUUUUUUUUUCUUAGAGCUAUUAAUUAUUGAUUCAAAUUAAUUAGAUUAUUAGAUACCCUAAAUUGAUUUGAUAUUUUUUAUUUAGAAUUAUACCUCUUAGCCUUAUUACUUGUACUUAGCUUAUUCUUGUCAUCUAUCAUACUUAAAUGAAACUUUGCAUUUAUUUGUAAAUGGGUAGUCUGAAGUAAUAAGCCCCAUGGCUUUCUAUCCGGGCUGCCCUGCAACUUUUGGUGGUAAACUGAUCAAUAAAUUAUAUAUUAGUUAUUGCUCGAAAGUUUUUCGAUUUCCUUCCAACUCUCUCGACGAACUAGCGCGGAGACGCUUGCUACACUGGCUAAUGUUUUAGAAGUUUGUAAACCGACAAAUUGUUCUGAUUUUUUUUUUUUUAUAGAUACCAGACGACAUCAUGUAUGACGAGCUCUCCGAUCAGCUUGCAAUCCUUGGUACUAAAAUGGUUUGUAUGUUUUGAAAGAUAAUAUGAGGACGCUCUGUGAAUACAUGUAGGCAGCUUUCUAACAGUGAGAACUGGAUUUUCCAUUGUCGCGUUUGCCCACAUAUGAUGUUGUUGAGGAAACAGAUUACAACUUGUUGAAUUUUUCAAAUAAAUAUUGCCAAAAACUACAGUAGCUUGAUUUCUCGCCAAAAAUUUACUUGAAAUGUUUGUGUACCUCAUUUUAAUGUGUUUGUAAGAGAUACAGUGUUUACCAAUAGUUUUAGCAAACCUACAGCUAAAGUCAUUUCACAACGGAAGAUAUAAAAUGGAGCUUACCAGUAGAACCAGAAAGCGAUUUGUGUUUGUCGACACAUAUCGUUGCUAUUACAUGUUGAUUGUUAUUUGAAUUUUCCACAUGGGUAUUAAAUUUUGCAAAUUUUUCCUGCGGGUUGGAUGCUUCGGCCGGAGGCCCCAAGUGACAAGCGGCGAAUCCGCGAGAAAAAUCACGCUGGUCACAAUACAGACUUGAACCGGAAACCGCUCAUGAAAAGUCUCUGGCACCAAGGGUAACUGGGUUACCGAGGAUAACUUAACCUACAUCAAGAAAUUCCUAUAAAUGCUAAGUCGCAAAUCACAAUAUAUAUUUUUUUAUAUCAGACGAUGAAUCGGUCGUCAUUUCAUCAAGGCAUGGAAUGGCCUAUGAGCGCUUUUUUCUCUGUACUCUUUUAAAAACUGACCUAAUGCCAUCUUUUUAGUUGAUGUAUGCUCUUGAAAAUCUGGAGGAAUUACGGAAAGAUCCAGUACAGCCAAAUCCGCAAAUCAAAACUAGUUGGGGUAAGUUUCUUUGAAAUUCUAGCAGCAUGAUUUAGCUGAAAGAGUAUGAGAAAAUCGUCCGCGCAUCCAUGUUAUACGGCAUCAACUUUUAACGCACCGUUUUAACAUCACCUGUUCACUUUAUCCGUAGUGCCACCGCCGACGUGGUUACUUAGCAUCUCUUUUGACUCCCUCUGUUGUAUAAAUGGGCGCAAGAAAAAACGCGCGCGUCUCCCUCGCGCGCGCCCGUUCUUUCCUGCGCCCAAUUACUUCCUAGCGCCUGCUGCGCAAGUCUUGCGCAGGCUAUCUAUUGUAAGGCGGACAAGUCUUCCUAUUAAAAAGACGGUCAUUUUGAUGGGAGAUUUUGAUUGAUUGAUUGAUUGAUUGAUUGAUUUGUUCGUGUAUUUCUUUAUUUAUUUAUUUAGUUACAUGUAUUUUUUUUACUUUUUCUCCCAGCUCGCCGCUUGACUAAAGAGGUUGGUUAUAUUGACUGGACAUACCACACUUGGUCUUACAUCCGAAGACGAUGGAAUGCACUUUCUUCCAGAGUAAGUUAUACGACAAUUUUUCCGCACUUUCUGUUCACAUAUGAAUGUGAAUGUAUUUAUUCUAUCUCAUUAUUCUUGAUAUUUAUUAGGUUGGAGUUCAGACCAGCUGGGAAGGAAAGAAAGUCAAGCUGAUUAACAUGUCCAAGGAUUUCGUUAGUCGUGAGUAACAACAUUCAACCACUGAACAUUGAACCACUUUCCUAUGGCAAUGCGCUGACUGGUUUCGAGACUAGACUUCAGGGCCACCCAAUGGAUCUGUUCCUCAAAAUAUCUGUUCUUCAGGCAAAUUUUUGCUGGCUGGGAGAUUGGAAAAAAUAAUAUGUCCUUGGAAGGAAGGUGAAAGUGUUGCUGGGAAAUAAACAAUUCAGGGUGUCUAAGGAGAUUUGUAGUCUAGAAUAGCUGNCUCUGUUGUAUAAAUGGGCGCAAGAAAAAACGCGCGCGUCUCCCUCGCGCGCGCCCGUUCUUUCCUGCGCCCAAUUACUUCCUAGCGCCUGCUGCGCAAGUCUUGCGCAGGCUAUCUAUUGUAAGGCGGACAAGUCUUCCUAUUAAAAAGACGGUCAUUUUGAUGGGAGAUUUUGAUUGAUUGAUUGAUUGAUUGAUUGAUUUGUUCGUGUAUUUCUUUAUUUAUUUAUUUAGUUACAUGUAUUUUUUUUACUUUUUCUCCCAGCUCGCCGCUUGACUAAAGAGGUUGGUUAUAUUGACUGGACAUACCACACUUGGUCUUACAUCCGAAGACGAUGGAAUGCACUUUCUUCCAGAGUAAGUUAUACGACAAUUUUUCCGCACUUUCUGUUCACAUAUGAAUGUGAAUGUAUUUAUUCUAUCUCAUUAUUCUUGAUAUUUAUUAGGUUGGAGUUCAGACCAGCUGGGAAGGAAAGAAAGUCAAGCUGAUUAACAUGUCCAAGGAUUUCGUUAGUCGUGAGUAACAACAUUCAACCACUGAACAUUGAACCACUUUCCUAUGGCAAUGCGCUGACUGGUUUCGAGACUAGACUUCAGGGCCACCCAAUGGAUCUGUUCCUCAAAAUAUCUGUUCUUCAGGCAAAUUUUUGCUGGCUGGGAGAUUGGAAAAAAUAAUAUGUCCUUGGAAGGAAGGUGAAAGUGUUGCUGGGAAAUAAACAAUUCAGGGUGUCUAAGGAGAUUUGUAGUCUAGAAUAGCUGGUAUGUGCUAUUGGUCAGAAACCUCCCCCCACACUGAAAGGGUGAUUUUCGCCCCAUGACACACUUUUUUGCGCAAUGCCAUUAUUUUUGUCAUGGAAUCACGAAGCUGAGCGGUGAAACUGCAACAAAAAAAUAUGAAGGCGAAGGAGGCCACGCUCUGAAGCUCUCUGAAUUGCUACCAAGCAGUAGGUUAUGGUCAGCCCAGCGAAAAUGAUAACUCUUAACUUAACCUUUUAUAGACUGAUGGCAGUCACAGAGGCGCCGUAUGUAUUGAGUUUGAUGGCAUACAUGUGCUCCUUUUUUCUGUAGUCACACCUGAAGAGAAGCUUUCCACACUCCCAGGAGAAGUGAAAUUUGAUAGAGAUCGCGAUAUCCUCUUCAUUAGAUGCCAGGUAGAGAUUAUCGAUUAAACGCAACAAAAUAGGCUGCUCAUGGCCAUAAAAUCGUAUUCAUAAUAAAGCACACGAAUAACCAGCGAAACGAGCUAGCAAAUGUGACUCUCUGGCAUGCAAAUGCGGAGCGUUAUCACUAACGUGUUUCGCGCUUUGUUCCUUCUUGUUGCGCAUCGUCGAUCUCAUCACAAGUCUCAAAAAUGAUGACAGCCCAGUAUUGUGUUCUCGAAGACCAUAAAUUAUAUCGUUGAACCGUAGCGCCUAGCCACGUUCUCCAACUAAGCGAUGCUAGGAUCUGCUUAGGAGGCUAAUCAUUACUAGGUUUUUUAUUACUUUGUUUUUUGUUUUAAUUUUAUAACAGGACGGUUGGGUUGGAGUCACGGAGCUGCAGUUUGAAGCCAAAACUGUCAUCACUGCUCGGGAUUUUGCUAACUCGUAUCUUCGAAUCAGUGCUUUACAAGGCAACACAAAGAAAUGUUUUGAAAAUUUACCCUGGAAGGACAGGUAGCCAUGAAGUAGCUGUUUUCGCUGGGCGAAGACAGGGAAUUCACCUAGCAGCGCAUCAGGAAUAAAUAAUAUUUAUUUUUUUUAUCUUCAAUGGAAAAAAAAAUGCAUUUUUAUUCAAAAGGAAUGGAGUACGUCUAGUGUAGUUAUACAGCUUGGUCUAUGCAAAAUAAAUGCUUGAAAG